ACUAAAUUAUACCGAACCAUGAAAAACUUAGCUGUGCAAAUAUGGCAGAAAAUAAGGAAAUAAGUGAAAAGGUGCUGACUGUUUUAAAAGUGAUUGGGGAAGUUCUGCUUAUGCUCCUUUAUGGACUCUACUGCUAUGCAAACCUACUUUUUAGGGUAUUCGUCCCAGCCCCCAAAAAGUCAUUGGAUGGAGAAAUUAUGCUGAUAACUGGAUCGUCUACGGGGAUCGGGCGAGAAGCGGUUCUUCAGCUAGCCAAGAACCAUUCGAGAACAACCCUGGUCUUGUGGGACUGGAAUGACGAGGAAAACAAAAAAACUGCCAGUGACGCAAAAAAACUUGGAGCCAAGAUUUUUGCAUACCAAUUGGACGUUACAGAUCGAUUGAAAGUUGAAGAAACUGCGAAAAAGGUACAACAAGAAGUUGGGGAUGUGACCAUCCUUUGGAAUAAUGCAGGAAUUGUCAGAGCGAAAGACUUGAUCAACUCAAAACCUGAAGAUUUGGAGAAAACGGUCCAAAUUAAUCUGAUCUCCCAAUUUUGGACGCUCCGUGCAUUUUUGCCCAGUAUGAUCCAGGUAAACGUUCGGCGAAUGAAUACAUACGUAGAAAAUUUAUGAAUCCAUACAUGGAAA
Molecule: messenger RNA, 629 nt
Organism: Folsomia candida
Lineage: Eukaryota; Metazoa; Arthropoda; Collembola; Entomobryomorpha; Isotomidae
Product: 17-beta-hydroxysteroid dehydrogenase 13
Exons: 3
Coding region: 42-614 (190 amino acids)
Molecular function (GO): oxidoreductase activity, acting on the CH-OH group of donors, NAD or NADP as acceptor
Source: RefSeq, a predicted model, not a curated record